GAUGCGUAGACAUACAGGAUAUCGCAAGGCGCUAAGUUUAAGCCUAAAAUGUUAAACGAUAUAAGCUAUUACCUCUGAUUCAGAAGCUCACGGUGGACAUUUCUAAACGCAGAAAGUGACUGGAAUUAGCGUACCGAACAUUUAAGCGUUUGGAACAUUACAAUGACAACUGAAGGGCUGUUAAAUAAGAUGAUGCCUUUGCUAUGUUAAGCUAGCAUGCUAAGCUAAGUGCUAGCCACGGCUAACCUCAUUUGGUUUUUGGAAUGGAUCUAUAGGUAAAGCGUAGCGCGAGCUCCCCCGGACAUGGCAGCAGGAGCAGGGGCCGCUUCUGGCGGCUCUCUAGAGUCUAGUUUAGACAAGAAGUUUCAAAGCGUCACAAACACGAUGGAUUCAAUCCAAGGACUGUCAACGUGGUGCAUUGACAACAAGAAGUACCACAGUCUGAUUGUACGACACUGGAUGAAGUGUUUAAGAAAAUCUAAUGCCUCACACAGGCUGAACCUUUUUUACCUGGCCAACGAUGUCAUUCAGAACUGUAAAAGGAAAAAUGCCAUUGUUUACCGUACGGCGUUCGCUGAGGUGCUUCCUGAAGCCUUCGUGUUGGUCAACUCUGACGGUGACCCUAAGGUAAUUAAACCGGUGGAGAGGAUACUGUCCAUCUGGGAGGACAGGGGUGUGUAUUCAGGAACACUCAUUGCUGAGCUUAGGAGUAGCUUAGCCAAAGAGGAGUCCCCACCUGAGACACCUGUGGAGCAAAAAACUCCAGUUGAGUCUAAAGCAGAUCUGAGGUCCAAGGUUGUCGCUGAGUUUGUGCCCCAGGCACUAUUAGAUAAACUGUGCAAGUACAGGAGAUCUGUGGAAGAGAUUGACCUCAGAGAGAAACAGCUGACAGCUAUGAGGGUCGACAUCUGCAAUUCUGAGGCCCUCAAGAAGCUCAAAGAUAAGGCAGGAGGAAAGAAGUUUUCCAAGGACUUUGAGGAAGGAAGUGCGCAACUACAGGAGUUUGUCAAGUUCCUUGACAAACAAUCCAAAACAGGGCCUCCUCUUAUGGAGGCCCUCAGCAAUGCAGAUAUCUUCUACGAGAUGCAGUACAAUGAGGUCAAGAUUGUUGCUAAUGCCUACCAGACGUUCGCUAACCGGGUGUCCCACCUGAAGCGUAAGCUGGACGCCCUGAAGGCCACCUUGCCAGACCUGGACGAGUCACCCAUCCCCUCACCCUCUGCAGAUGCACCGUCUCCAACGGGCUCAGAGUCCCCUUUUCACGGCCUGGAAUUGGCCAACCCCGAUCCAGAUCUUGAUGGCUCUGCAAUGGAUGACGAGGCAGAGGCACCAGCCCCGAGCCCUCUGUCCUCACCAGGAGGAUCCCCCAAGCCCACAGAGCCACUCGGGGAGAAUGACAAUCGCGAAGUGGAAGACAUGGAGCUCUCUGAAGAAGAAAUGGACAGCGGUGGCAUUAUAGUUGAGGAGCAGAUCGAGCGCCCUGCCCACCCAGCGGUGUCCUCUGCAGUCCCUGCAAAAACGGAGCGUUCAGUCACGCCCCCUGUAGCAGCCCCCGCAGCAGCUGUGGAAAGUGUUGAUCUGAGUAAAAUUGGCUCCAUCCUCAACAGUUUAAGCUCAGUCAUGAAGAACACAGGACCAGUAGUGGAGAGUGCUGCUGCCCCUUCACGCUCCUCAUUUAAAACCACACCUGCUGCUUCUGUGGCCUCUCAGGAUGCCAGUUCACUCGUAAGCUUUCUUUCCAAGGUGGACGUGAGUCCUGCAGACCUCCUCGGUGCUCUCUCCAAAGUCCAGGGCCAAGGCAGCCUUGAUGGCGUCACUUCUCUUCUGAGCAGCCCAGCAGCAAAUGUCUCCUCAGAUUCCUCCAGUACAGGCAAGAUUCCUCCCUGUCCUUCAACCACAUCUGCGUCAGCAGUGCCCUCUCAGAGCCUGUCUCUCUCCUCUGUUGCACCUGCGCCUUCUUCGCCCUGCUCCACUGUAAGGCAGAACACAAGCUCCCAAGCCCCCCCUCAGACCUCCAACCCAGCCUCUGCCCUGGUCCAGGCUCUCCAUAGAGACAUGGAUUUGACUACAGAGCCCGAACCGUCCGUGUCGUCUAAAAGUUUAGAGUCUAAAAUACACAACUUCCUGCAGGGGAACUCUGCUUUCAGUGCAUUUGACCUGGGCUUUUCUACGCACCCAGUGCAGGGAGGGGAUACUCUCAGCCCAGUACCUGGGGCAGACACCCAGGAUGGGACUCCAGUGCGGGACGAGGGCGGAGGCACCCCAACUCAAGAUGAGAUCAUGGACAAGCACGUGGUGGCCCCGUUCACUGCCGGCACAAAUCAGCCAUCUAUUGGAGAAACUUUUAAAACUGCUCCUAUUGUAUACCAGAACAGCAGUCAGCAGAACCCCAACAAUCCCCAACAGCAAGCUCACUUGCAGCCAGGUGUAGCUCAGAAUGGGCAGGUCUACCAGCCGUACCCAUAUGGCAAACAUGAGAUGCCAGAGCAUGGGAUCACUGCACCUGUCGCACAUUACCACCAGAUUUCCGCACAAACAGGAGGGCCAGUGCCUGGGGAAAGAGCCCCAGGCAGUGCCAGUAGCACACAGACAGUUGAAGGCUUUCAGGGGGUGACUGAAAGGGGUUGGUAUGGGGACAUUUACCCAGAGGGCAACUCUCAGCAGCCCAGUGGCUACAAUGUGACAGUGCCCAGAGGUUUGGGAGAUAACAGGACGUCAGUACUUUAUCCAUACCAAGCAGAGCAAACUCAGCAACCUCAAGAGUUGGCCUCCCAGCAGGGUGCCGCUGCAUCCCCUGGUUACCUCAGAAGCGCCCUCCCCCCUGUUCCAAAAUUGCCUCCCCCUCCUCAUGGCUUUGACGGCCCUCCAUCCAUGACCGGCGGUGUGAUGACUCCCCAAGAACAUCAUCAGCUGCCGCAUCGUGCAGACUCAAGGGAGGUGAUUGGGGCCAGAGUCGACAGUGUCAUCAGUGGAAUGGUGGUCCACGACCAUCAGCACAAAUCCAUAUUUCAUCCAGAUGAUCCGCUGUAUGACCUUGACCGACCUCAUCCUCCUCACCCUGACAAUUUACGCCCUCACCCUGAUGACCUGCGCUACCAUGAGGACCCAGAGCGUUACCAUGAUGAGCUCCACCAUCGAGAUGCCCUUUUCUUUCAAGAUGACUCUUUCCACCACCAAGAUGAUCCAUAUUACAGGCCAGGCAGCCCCCCUCACCAAUAUCCCAGAGUUCGGGGGCGCCUCACCCCCCCUCUCUCACCCUCAGAGGACCCUUACUUUGCCCAUGACCACCAAUGGCACGGGCCUCAUCCUCCGCACUACACUCCAAGGAGACCACCACCUCAUCUUGAAAUCCGUCAUCCCGGUCUGCGGCCUCCACAUCGGCCUCCCCACCCAGCACACCACCCACACCCCAGAGGACCCCCACGUGCACCAUUUCCUCGUUUCCAUGGCCCCGAUCCAAGGUUGAGAGGCAAGCGUCCUGGUCCAAGAGGAGGGGGAAAUGCUGGUCCAAUGUUCGUCCCGAAAAGACCUUUUCUACCCCCACGGUACUGACUUUGGGCUCUUUAAAUCACUGUGGAUGCCAUGAACGCUGGGCAGGACUUGCCAGUCACUGAGUGUUUAGCUCCACACCCUGCCAUGAGAAUCUGAAAAUGUGUGUGGAUAAAAGUGCAGAUAGUGAGGGGGGGCAUCAGGACACAAAGUUAUUCUGCAGAAGAAAUCAUUCCGCAGCUACAAGAAGAAAAAUGGAAACGGCGAAGAGUGAAGGAUGUGUAGAAGGCUGAGGAGAACAACAGACAACACCAGGAGAUAUAAGAGAAGGCGGAGGCUCUGAGAGGGCUGCUGAACUGAAGAGGGAAGACAGAAGAUUAAAGAAAAUAAGAGGUGGAUAUAUAUAAUUCACUUUUUGUGUUAUUUGCUCCAGUUUGAAGCAUUGCAUUAAAUAUGUAAUUUAGCAUCAGUUCGAUAUAGGUCAGAGUGUGUGCAUGGUAUGCGUGUGUGCAUGUGGUCAAGUGUCAAGUCAAUUAGUCACAGAAGUUGAAUCUGGAGAUAGCUAUUUUUUUGCUAAGAGAGUAACAAAAGAAUGUAGUCGAUGCAAUGUUUCUGCUAUUCUUUAGUUUUUCAGUGAGCAGUUUUGACUGCUUCUCCUCCAUAUCAGCAGCAUCGGAGCAACUUUUGGUCAAACACCAAUCGAGAUUUCACUUUGGGUAUGAAAAACAGAGUGUGUGUUAUAAAAUUUAUGUUCCUUCCACCAUACACGUUUGCAUAUUUGGGGGAAAUGAUUUUUCAUUGAUUUUUUUUUCAACUCCGAAUGCUAUAUUUGUGAAGCGAUGCUUUUUUUCACUGCGUAAGAUCCCUUCGGCGAUAGUUUUACGUCUCGUUGAGGUCGUUGAAGGACAGCGGCACAAAUCUAUUCAAAGAGAGAAACACGUGUGAAAGUUAACUUUUUCAGCCUCCAACACCGACGCAGAAGAAGUGCAUUUUUGGAGGGGAUGAAGAUACUCGACUUCAGUUUCGUUUUACUUGUACUGACUAAUAAAAAUCUGAGUUUGAAACACUCUGUUGUUUUAUUUCUUUCCUCUGAUCCUUGGACUGUUGCACCCACUGCCUUAAACUUUUAACCAUCAUCUGCACAUGCCUCAACUAAAUUAUCUUUCUGUCCAUCACCAGAAAAAAUGGCACACCUACUGUGUCUGUGAAGUCCAUAUAAGCAAAUACAGGUUGCAUCACUCACAGUUUAAUGCAUUUUGUACGAUUAUGCUUUGCAAUUCGAGGUCAGUAUUUCACCACUGUUUUAUAUUAUAUUUUAAUACAGAUAUUUUUGUAAAAAGUCUUAGGUACGGGUUUGAUCCACUAAAGUGACUAAAAUAGGUUUCUGUUGCCAUGCUGCAUAAUUUCAGAGAGGUAAAAGUAAUGUUGCACUCAAAGCAGAAAUAGGCCGAUCUCCUCCACAUUUACUGUAUUUAAAUAGUCACUAAAUAAACCGCAUUAUGUUUUUGUACCAUGUAGGUACUUUCUGUUCCUACAACUAAGAUGCAGCCAUUUUUAAAGAAAAGUAAAGUAUAAAAGGAAAUUGAGUAUGCUCCAGAUAGAUAGGCAUUCAAUCAAUAGACAUGAGACAAGAAG
Chelmon rostratus (copperband butterflyfish) is the source of this 5124-nucleotide messenger RNA. RefSeq names its product regulation of nuclear pre-mRNA domain containing 2a (gene rprd2a). The record is from RefSeq and is a predicted model, not a curated record. Gene Ontology annotation, biological process: mRNA 3'-end processing. Gene Ontology annotation, cellular component: RNA polymerase II, holoenzyme. The coding region runs from base 304 to 3552 and encodes 1082 amino acids. The transcript has 10 exons. Gene Ontology annotation, molecular function: RNA polymerase II complex binding. Lineage: Eukaryota; Metazoa; Chordata; Actinopteri; Chaetodontiformes; Chaetodontidae.